UCCGAAGCCGCUUAUUUGGGUGGUAAACACGUUGCACUUUCCGGGGAAUUUGUUACAAUUCGCAGUCAGUAGUCGUUUGACAAAAUUUGAAAAGAAUAAAACAUACAAUGGCCAAUGUGGAGCGCAAAGGCACCUUUAAGGUGGAAUAUCUACAGAAAAUCGAGCGCGAGGUGCAACAGCGUUGGGAAUCGGAGCACUUGCACGAAACUGAUGCGCCCAUCGAACCAAAGCAGCGUCAGGAUGAAAAGUUCUUUGUGACAUUUCCCUUUCCCUAUAUGAAUGGUCGCCUGCAUUUGGGUCACACCUUUUCGCUGUCGAAGGCUGAAUACGCGGUGCGCUAUCAUCGGCUGAAGGGACGUCGUGUGCUUUGGCCCUUUGGCUUCCAUUGUACCGGCAUGCCCAUCAAGGCCUGCUCCGACAAGCUGAAGCGCGAGCUGGAACAGUUCGGCUAUCCGCCCAAGUUUCCUGAGACAGUGGAUGAGGUACCCGCCGCUGCUGAUGGUCCGUCCGAGGUGCCAAAGGACAAGUCCAAAGGCAAAAAGAGCAAGGCUGUAGCCAAGACGGGCGCCGCAAAGUAUCAGUGGCAGAUUAUGCAGAGUUUGGGUUUGAAAGACGAGGAAAUCAAACAGUUCGCCGACAGCGAGCACUGGCUGAACUAUUUUCCACCGCUGGCUGUGCAGGAUUUGAAGCGUAUUGGCGCGCACAUCGAUUGGCGUCGCACAUUCAUCACCACGGAUGCGAAUCCCUACUUUGAUUCGUUUGUGCGCUGGCAGUUCAAUCACCUGAAGAACCGUGGCAAGAUCAUGUAUGGCAAACGUCAUACGAUCUACUCGCCAAAGGAUGGACAACCGUGCAUGGAUCACGAUCGUUCCACAGGCGAGGGUGUGGGCCCGCAGGAAUAUACGCUGAUCAAAAUGAAGGUUCUGCAAGCGCCCAAGGAAUUGAGUGCCAUCAAGCAACCCAUUUACUUGGUGGCGGCCACACUGCGUCCAGAAACCAUGUACGGUCAAACCAAUUGUUGGCUGCAUCCGGACAUCAAGUACAUUGCCUGGCAAACGACGCGUAACAAUGAAGUGUGGAUCAGCACUCGCCGAGCCGCACGAAAUAUGGCUUAUCAGGGCUUCACGCCAGAGGAGGGUAAUGUGGUGGUGUUGGCUGAGCUGACUGGCCAGCAAUUGUUUGGCGUGCCUCUGUCGACUCCUUUGACAUCGCAGAAAAUAAUCUACACUCUGCCUAUGCUGUCCAUUAAGGAGGACAAGGGUACAGGCGUCGUCACUUCAGUGCCUUCGGAUUCGCCCGAUGAUUAUGCGGCUCUGGUUGAUUUGCAAAAGAAGGAGGCCUUCCGUCAAAAGUAUGGACUCAAGGAUGAGAUGGUGCUGCCCUACGAGCCCAUACCCAUUAUCGAUGUGCCCACGCUUGGAAAAUUAUGCGCAGUGCAUGCCUACGAAACACUGAAGAUACAAUCGCAAAACGAUAAGGACAAACUUGCUGAGGCCAAAGAGCUGUGCUACCUGAAGAGUUUCUAUGAGGGAGUGAUGUUGGUGGGUGAAUUCGCUGGCCGCAAGAUUCAGGACAUCAAGAAGGAUUUGCAAAAGAAAUUGAUUGAUGCGAAGGAGGGAGAUAUUUACUACGAGCCGGAGAAAACAAUUAUGUCGCGUUCAGCGGAUGAAUGUGUUGUAGCUCUUUGCAAUCAAUGGUAUCUCAAUUAUGGCGAGCCCGUGUGGCAGGCCCAGGCUACUAAGAUACUACAGGGGAUGGAAACGUUCCAUGAGGAGGCGCGCAACAAUUUCGAGGCUUGCCUCAAUUGGCUGCAUGAGUAUGCAUGUUCGCGCACCUAUGGUCUAGGCACCAAACUGCCUUGGGACGAGCAAUGGCUAAUCGAAUCGCUCUCCGAUUCGACCAUUUAUAUGGCUUUCUAUACGGUUGUGCAUUUGCUGCAGGGCGGUACAUUCCGCGGUGAAAAGUCCGGUCCCUUUGGUAUCUCGCCCAAGGACAUGACGCCCGAAGUGUGGGACUUUAUUUUUUUCAAGGAAACACCCUAUCCCAAGAGCUCGUCCAUUAAGAAACCACAUCUGGAUGUGCUGCGUCGUGAAUUUGAGUAUUGGUAUCCCAUGGAUUUGCGCGUCUCGGGCAAGGAUCUUAUCCAGAACCAUUUGACAUUCCUGUUGUACAAUCACGCCGCUAUUUGGCCCAAUGAUGACACUAAAUGGCCGAAGGGUGUACGCGUAAACGGCCACUUGCUGCUGAACUCGGCCAAGAUGUCCAAGUCUGACGGCAAUUUCCUCACCUUACAUGAAGCCAUCGACAAAUUUUCUGCUGAUGGAAUGCGUCUGUGUCUGGCCGAUGCAGGAGAUAGUGUGGAGGAUGCCAAUUUUGUGGAGAGCACCGCCGAUGCUGGCAUUUUGCGACUCUUCACCUUCAUCGAGUGGGUGAAAGAGAUGUUAGCGUCGCGUAUUUCCUUGCGUAAGGGCGAUCCGAAUACAUUUAACGACAAGGUCUUCAUUAGCGAAAUGAAUUUGAAGACGCAGCAGACAGAUGAGAACUACAAACGCAUGCUCUUUAAGGAGGCAUUGCGUUCGGGAUUCUAUGAGCUGCAGCUGGCGCGUGACAAGUAUCGUGAGUUAUGCGGCAAUCAGGGCAUGCACGAGCAAUUGGUGCUGGAAUUCAUUCGACGCCAGGCUCUGCUUGUGGCACCCAUUUGCCCGCACAUGGCGGAACAUGUGUGGGGUUUGUUGGGCAACAAGGACUCCAUAUUGCAUGCUCGCUGGCCGGAAGUGGGAGCUAUCAAUGAACUGGACAUCACAUGCUCCGAGUAUUUAAUGGAAGCGGCGCAUUCAUUCCGCUUGAACUUGAAGAAUAUGCUGCAAGUGAAGGGCAAGGGCGGCAAGGAUAAAGCUCUGGACACCCAGGCAGCAAAGCCGAAUCGUGCCCUAGUCUGGGUCGCCAAAACAUAUCCACCCUGGCAAUGCUGUGUGCUGAACACCAUGCGAGACUUAUACACCAAGGAGGGUCAACUGCCCGAUAACAAAGUUAUAGCAGCGACGCUGCAGCAGAAGCCCGAACUGAAAAAGUUCAUGAAGCGUGUGAUGCCUUUUGCACAAAUGAUACGUGAAAAGGUGGAGACGGGCGGAAAAGGUGUGGCAGCCCUAGCUGUUUCGGUGGAGUUCGACGAACGACAAGUACUGCUCAACAAUCUGGAUUAUCUCAAAAAUACUCUGGAUUUGGACAGUCUGGAGAUCAAAUACACCGAUGAUCCAUCGGCGCCUGAGAAAACGCGCGAGGAAGUCCGUCCCGGUUCGCCGUUCAUUGCUUUUAUCGUAUCGCCGCAUGUCACCGUUGAACUGACCAAUCCCAUAGAGCGCUCUGGACUAUUUCAAGUGAAUACCAUCAUUUCAGAAGGCGACACGGUGCGCACCCUCCAAGAGAAACUUGCCAAGAUCAUAGGACUCAAAACGGAACUGUCUUCUCUAAAGCUCUGGCGCUAUGAUGAUCCGCAACUGGGUCCACGCAAGCUUCCGAACUUCCAGGACUUUAAAACUGGGAAAUCGCUGCUAACUGAAGGUGCCUUCGUCUUGGAUGUGGCCGCCAAGCGAGUGAGCGUGGACUUGGGUGCCGGCAAACUGCUCGAGGUGGGCAGAAACUUUAUCUAUGUUGUGGAUUAGGGUCAAGGCACGCGCCCCUGGUGCGAUGCAUUUGACAUUAGCGUAAUUUAAUUUAUUCGUGCUGGUAACCUCCAGCUGUAUAACAGUUGACUGUAUAACCAUUAAAGAAUGAAAACUACGCAAA
Scaptodrosophila lebanonensis is the source of this 3786-nucleotide messenger RNA. RefSeq names its product leucine--tRNA ligase, cytoplasmic (gene LeuRS). Gene Ontology annotation, biological process: leucyl-tRNA aminoacylation. NCBI's taxonomy places the organism in Eukaryota, Metazoa, Arthropoda, Insecta, Diptera, Drosophilidae. Gene Ontology annotation, molecular function: leucine-tRNA ligase activity; ATP binding; aminoacyl-tRNA deacylase activity. The record is from RefSeq and is a predicted model, not a curated record. The coding region runs from base 108 to 3662 and encodes 1184 amino acids. The transcript has 6 exons.